CUUUUCUUCUAUUGAUUUAAGGAGCUGGAGCCAGCAUGCCAAUGUGGGACUUCAUUGGAAGCACAAUAGUAACCAAUAAUUACAUAAGGCUCACUCCUGAUCGACAGAGUAAACGAGGUGCAAUAUGGAACAAAGUUCCAAAUGAAUCUCCAAAUUGGGAGAUACAUUUGCAAUUUAAAGUUCAUGGUCAGGGUAAAACUCUUUAUGGAGAUGGUUUUGCACUCUGGUACACAAAAGAAAGGAUGCAGAUAGGUCAAGUAUUUGGAAGUAAAGAUUAUCACAUAGGGCUUGGAAUAUACUUUGACACCUACAGUAAUCACAAUGGACCUCAUAAUGUAAGUUUUGUCAAUUUUUAAACUUCUCUUUUCUUUUCCUACAACUCCUCCUUCCGACAACCCCAUCUGGUGGUCUUUAGCGGCCGCCAAUGGGAGGGUGGAUGGACACCCAGCAGCACGAAAAAAAACAGCUGAACAAAGUGCGGAUG
Molecule: messenger RNA, 484 nt
Organism: Anneissia japonica
Lineage: Eukaryota; Metazoa; Echinodermata; Crinoidea; Comatulida; Comatulidae
Product: vesicular integral-membrane protein VIP36-like
Exons: 3
Coding region: 36-356 (106 amino acids)
Biological process (GO): endoplasmic reticulum to Golgi vesicle-mediated transport; Golgi organization; endoplasmic reticulum organization
Cellular component (GO): COPII-coated ER to Golgi transport vesicle; endoplasmic reticulum-Golgi intermediate compartment; endoplasmic reticulum membrane
Molecular function (GO): D-mannose binding
Source: RefSeq, a predicted model, not a curated record